Messenger RNA from Balaenoptera ricei (Rice's whale), 4266 nucleotides. It is a transcript of the gene RUFY3, whose product is annotated as RUN and FYVE domain containing 3. Bases 247 to 1827 code for a protein of 526 amino acids. The record is from RefSeq and is a predicted model, not a curated record. NCBI's taxonomy places the organism in Eukaryota, Metazoa, Chordata, Mammalia, Artiodactyla, Balaenopteridae. Gene Ontology annotation, biological process: regulation of axonogenesis. Gene Ontology annotation, cellular component: cytoplasm. The transcript is spliced from 13 exons. Gene Ontology annotation, molecular function: metal ion binding.
GGGCAGGCGGGAGGAGGCGGCCGGUAGGGAGACCGCGCCGUCGGGCGGGGCCGUCCCUCCAGCUGGCUCGGACCCCGGCGGGGCGGGCCGUAGACUGAGCGGCAGAACCCAGACGCCGGCCCGUAGCCAAGGAGAAAGGUGGGGGCGGCGCGGACGGGACGGGGCAGCGGCUCCCCGCCGUGACCCUCUGCUCCACUGCCCAGGUCCGGGUGCGAGUCGGAGGCGGAGGCGAAGGAAGGAACGAGCAUGGCUGAGACCUCGCCGCCGCCCACUGCCGGCACGGAAAGUUGCAGCGAGGAGCCGGCGAGGGGCGGGAAGCAGCGGCUGGAGGAGCCGCGCAGCGCUCCAGCCGGGGGCGCGGACAGAGAGGACGAGGCGGGGCCGCCGCUGGCCUCCCCCGCGGGGCAGUCGGAGCCCGGCUCGCCGGUGGCUGCCCCCUUCUUCCUGCUCUACCCGGGCGAUGGAGGCGCCGGCUUCGUAGCGCGCCCGCCGCCGCAGCAACAGCGCUCCUGGAGGACCCCGCCGUCGCCGGGCUCCCCGCUGCCCUUCCUGCUGCUGAACUACCCGAGCGGCGGCGGCGGCGGCGGCAAACACCAUCCUAAUUAUCUCAUGGCUAACGAACGCAUGAACCUGAUGAACAUGGCCAAGCUGAGUAUCAAGGGCUUGAUUGAAUCUGCUCUGAACCUAGGGAGAACUCUGGACUCUGACUACGCACCUCUCCAGCAGUUCUUUGUGGUGAUGGAGCACUGCCUGAAACACGGCUUGAAAGCUAAGAAAACUUUUCUUGGACAAAAUAAAUCCUUCUGGGGGCCUCUAGAACUGGUAGAAAAGCUUGUUCCAGAAGCUGCAGAGAUAACAGCAAGUGUUAAAGAUCUUCCAGGACUUAAGACACCAGUAGGCAGAGGAAGAGCCUGGCUUCGUUUGGCAUUGAUGCAAAAGAAACUUUCGGAGUAUAUGAAAGCUCUGAUCAAUAAGAAGGAACUUCUCAGUGAAUUCUAUGAACCCAAUGCCCUCAUGAUGGAAGAAGAGGGAGCCAUAAUUGCUGGUCUGUUGGUGGGUCUGAAUGUCAUUGAUGCCAAUUUCUGUAUGAAAGGAGAAGAUUUGGACUCUCAGGUUGGAGUUAUAGAUUUUUCAAUGUAUCUCAAGGAUGGGAACAGCAGUAAAGGUAGUGAAGGAGAUGGCCAGAUUACUGCAAUUCUGGAUCAGAAGAACUAUGUAGAAGAACUCAACAGACAUCUGAAUGCUACUGUAAACAACCUUCAGGCAAAAGUGGAUGCAUUAGAAAAAUCCAACACUAAACUGACAGAGGAGCUUGCAGUUGCAAACAACAGGAUUAUUACCUUGCAAGAAGAUAUGGAACGAGUUAAAGAGGAAAGCUCCUACAUAUUGGAAUCUAAUCGGAAGGGCCCUAAGCCAGACAGAACUUCAGAAGGGCAAGCACUGAGUGAAGCAAGGAAGCACUUAAAGGAGGAGACACAACUACGACUGGAUGUUGAAAAAGAACUGGAGAUCCAGAUCAGCAUGAGACAGGAGAUGGAACUGGCUAUGAAGAUGCUGGAGAAGGAUGUCUGUGAGAAGCAGGAUGCCCUGGUGUCUCUGCGGCAGCAGCUGGACGAUCUCAGGGCUCUUAAGCAUGAACUUGCCUUCAAGUUGCAGAGUUCAGACUUAGGAGUAAAACAGAAAAGUGAACUAAACAGUCGCUUGGAAGAGAAGACUAAUCAGAUGGCUGCUACCAUUAAACAACUUGAACAAAGUGAGAAGGAUUUGGUGAAACAGGCAAAGACCUUAAAUAGUGCAGCAAAUAAACUGAUCCCAAAACAUCAUUAGGCAUUUUACAGCUGGUCACCUCGCAAGUUGGAUAUCACAGCUUAAUUGUAAAAGGAAGAAAUCUGAAAGUUAUUGCAUUUAUGCUCUGAUUCUAUAUAAAAUGUCACCAAACAUUGACUUUGAAUUUGCUGGACUUUUAAAAAAAACCGUUUGAUAUAUAUAUAGGCUGUGUUUUCUUCUUCUUUAUUUUCUCCCCAGAGUUAGAAAAUUUAGUAUAAGUUCCCAAUUAAAUACCAAAUAAACUUUGAGAAAUUACUUCUGAGUUGACCAAUAAAUAAACACACCAUUAAAAAACAUCCUAGGGAACUGAAGCUCUGUACAUAUAUGACUGAUGCCUGAUGCCUUUACAGCCCAGUCCCCAACAAUACCAGUUUCUAGGUACGAUGUCUGUGUCAUUGAGCCUGUUCUGCCGUUGCCAUGUAAUGAACUAGAGGUGACUGCCACGUGGUCUUGGACUCUUCUAAAGUAGUUCUGUGUCUCUUAGGCCAUGACCCCUUUUCACUUUUGUUAUCUAGGUCUAAUCCCCAAGCCAAGGAUAAGUACUUAGUAUUCCACUACAGUUCUACUCUCAGUAACCAAGAUUGCUUGCAGCUAUUUUGCCUCAGUGACUUUGGUGGGGGGCAGUGGGGUGAGGGCGGGGAACAGCAUCCUUACAUUUCUUUAAAGUCAUAGAGAUAAAGUUAGUGAUUAGGUAACUUAUGAUAACAUAAUAAUGUGGAAGCUUGGGAAAACCCUCCUAAUAUUUGUCAUCUUCUACCUCUGCCAUUUUCCUGCAAUUCCACUUCCUAUUUAGGUAGCUCAGAGAGAACAAUUUUAAUAAAAACACGUCUCUCCUAUUAAAAAAAAAAAAAUACGCUACACGUUUUUCACAUCUAUCCUGCUUUUCCUUUUGGAGUAAAGACAACAAGGCAUAGACAUGAGUGAUGGUUUCCUGCCUCUUGUUCCUUGCUGGCAAUGUUUACUUAAGAGUUUCUGUUACUUUUUGUUCAGAUGGGAAUUUGCUUAAGUUUCUAGGAGAAUAACAAUCUAUUAGAAAACCAUUUCAGAGUAGGAAAUAGACAAAUGAUAAACUUAUAUUCAUUAUUAUUAUUUAGUCUAAAAAUAAAGAUUCCCAGUAGGUCUUCAUAAACAAUAAUCAGCAGGGCUUCUUUUUCUAAGUGACCACAGAUCUGACCCUUCCUAGGCGUUACCUUGUAAUAAUCCUAUAAAUACUUUGAUUUUUUUAAAAAAAUGACUUUUGAUUUGGGGGAACAGGUGUUAGUUACAUAAGCCUUUAUUCCUUCAAAAAGUCUUGGCAAAGUUUUUGUUUUUCUGUUUUUUCUUAUUCUGGUAGAUUUGCAGCAUUUCAGCUGCUUAAGUGGGGACAAAGAUAACCCCUUUGCUCCCAGCUCUUGAAAUUCUUUACCAUCUUCUUGGAAAAAACAGAAUUAAGAGAGUAAGAUAGAUGUCAUGUGUGUUUUUAUAGGUCCUUGCAGACUUGAACCAAGGUCAAGUCAGAGAGCCUAUGACCAACCUCAUGGAAGAGCCUAUGCUUUUGAACUUAGUUUAUUUCUUAUAAUUUUGCACCUCUUCUUACCUUCAUCAACCUUUUGUGGUGAUGAGUUGCCUUUUCUAUGAGCAUUUGGAAGGAGUGCUCAAACACCAAAAUAAAACAUUUUAAAGACUAUACAUAGUAGCAUGCUCCCAAAUUCUAUUACAGAGAGCCCCAGGUAUUUCACCGUAGAACAUGCUUCUUUAUAGGUGCAAAGUUAUAGGAUAUUUGGGAGAGAACCUUCAUAAUCUUCCAGAGAAUAUGGUCAGGAAUCUUAUGCAGGCCCAGUGCUGAAUUGUUUGUCCACUUACACUCACACGCCAGUUGGUAGAAAUGGAAAAGGAAAGAGAUAGCCAAACUCUAACAAAGGCUUUUCAUUAUGUUAAAACCCCGAAGCCUGGGUAAAGGUUGAUGUAUAGUGUCCAGUGAUUUAAUAUAAUUUGUGGUUUAGGGAAGGGACCAGGAAAAUGUUCUAAUUCCACAUAUAAGAAGGUAGUUGCCCAUUUGCAAGUUCCAGUUAUGAGUGUAAAACAGAAAUUAUAAAGUACCAAACCUAUUAGGAAAUAAAAACAAACAAAAAAGUGGAUUUAACUUUAAUUACUAUGUACUUGAGGUUGGCUUUGGAUAUGGAUUUUCUAAAAAGUGAUGUUUUAUUGUUUAUCAUCUAAUGGCUGUAAACUGUAGUACUAGAAUAAAAAAAAAAUGGAAAAUCAACUAUUCCUCUGCCUGGUUCACCUUCAUCUUGCUUUUUUUUAAAGAAUUUGUUUCUUCUCCAUCUUUUCUCCCCCCAUAAUUUCUUCCCAUGUCCUACAAAGUUUAUUUUCCUCUCUCUGUCUCUUCAUGCCUUCUUCCUUGGGUUGUUUUAUUUUGUGUUUUGAACUUGGUCUUCCUCCCCACCAUGGCUUGUG